Molecule: messenger RNA, 1853 nt
Organism: Folsomia candida
Lineage: Eukaryota; Metazoa; Arthropoda; Collembola; Entomobryomorpha; Isotomidae
Product: macrosialin
Exons: 2
Coding region: 169-990 (273 amino acids)
Cellular component (GO): membrane
Source: RefSeq, a predicted model, not a curated record
CGAGAUGACAAAAGGAAAAGAAUAUUCGCGUUUUUGUGGGUUGUAGGUGGUUACCAUUAUCCUGUCAGGAAGCUCACUCGGAGGAUUAAAGUUCCAACUAUUUUCUGUCCAGUUUGAUUUUUUUAAAGAAUUUGCACGUCUAGUCACUCCGUCGAAAUCAUUUUGGUAAUGGCGACUGUCGUUAGAAUUGUGCUGUCGGUCCUAUUCAUUAUACAACAUGCCUCCGCCCACACGGCUAAUGCCACAAAAGUUUCAUCCACAACUCUAAUUCCCCCCGGUAAAAAUUCCUUCGAAUCGAAAGUUACGAAGAAUGAAGAAAAGGUGCCCUCUUCUGCCAAUCCGUCUCCUCCCCCCAAGUUCCCACAAAAUAUUGGAGAUUGGAGCAUCAAAGAGAAUGGAGUUGUAUGCAUUGAGAUCAUCGGGGCCAUACAGAUUAUUUACAAUCACAGUAUUGCUGGGGCAAAUCAAACAGAAAUAACCACUUUAGACGUUCCAACAGCAAGCAAAGAAUCAGGGAAUUGUGGUAACGCCACACAGAUGCUGAGCCUAGCUUGGGAAUCUCAAAAUCAAACAAACUGCACCAUCAGGUUCCAAUUCGAAAUAAAGGACAAGAAAAUUUCCCUUACCCAAGGCAAAGUGUCGAUUUCAACUGGAAAUACUACGCAAAACUUCAACAUUGGAAAGGUCAAUGAUUUUGACACCCCAAUGACUUACUCAUUCCAGUGCAAAACCACCCUUACAGUACCGAUGGAUAACAAUGCAACCCUGAAAUUUGCAAAUCUCAAAAUGCAAGCAUUUCGACCGGAUAACUCGGUGGCUUUCGAAAAACAAAUUACUUGUUCUGAAGAUAACGUCGGAACUGGAUUGGGUGUCACGGCUAAAGUAUUUCUUGGUAUUUUUAUUGUCAUUCUUAUUGUUACCCUGGCUGGAGGAAUAUUUUGGUACUUUCGCCGUUUCCAGAAUCCUACAGCGGCGUAUAAUAACAUGUAAAAAAAAUUUAGGUUUUGGCCAUGUUUUGUAUCGCACGUUUUUUUAAUUCGUAAAAUUGUUCGCACACUGUUCCAUAUUAAGACUAGCCUAUGCAUAUGUUUCAAAUGUUGUAAUGCAUAAAUUAAUGUAUUGUUAAGAAUAUCCAACUACAUAUAUUAUAAAAUUGUGCAUAUUUACCAGUAUUGUUAAUAUACAUAUGCAGACAAAUUAAUUUCGCGAAGUGAAACAUUCAAUGUUCAACAUAUUUUUAUGCCCAAAAUCUUGGCGUAUUUUGAAUCAUUUAAAGAAAACAAGGAAUUUGGUUUAACAACGGUUUCCAUUUGAUUCUAGCAAAUUAAACUGUUAUCCUCGGAUCCGCAUACAUAAAUACAUUGUACAUACAUAUGUACAAAAUAAACUUUACCCCUUGAUAAAUAAGUUUGCCUUUCUCGAUAAAUAAUUAAGUUGUUUAAUAUAAUCAUCCCUGAGGUCAACAUCGCAGUGAAUUUAAUACGUUAGUCAAAACAUACUUAGAAAAUCUGUGUAUAAAUAUGUACCUAUAUUGCAAAAACCUACAUACACUCGUAUACUUUCUAUUAAAGCACAAAUGCACUAAUGGGGUAGGCGCAAUUUUUGCAAAUUACAAACGUGGUUAUCGGAGCAAAAACUAUUCUGGCCUUCUCACAUUUGGUGAUGGAACAAUCAAACCCAGCUUAAUUGAAGUUGAGCCAAUUUCUUAAUUAAUCAUUAUUGUACAAAUCCUUCAAAUUAUGUAGCUAGUUAAAAAUACUGUGGUUUUCACUCAGGUUGUAGACUCUGUAGACAUGACGCAUGGGAAAAAAAUUUGAAAAAUAUAAAAUGACAAAAAACUAUACCACAUCUAA